AUGGCCACCGAGAACUAUAGCAGCAAAAGACUAACUGCUUCCCGGCCUUCCUCCAUCAUCAGCACUCUCGGAGUCGAUGAAGAUCUCCUCGUCGAAAUUCUGAUCCGACUCCCGGGCCCUAAAUCCGUCUUCCGAUGCAAAUCCGUCUCCAGACGCUGGAACGCUCUAAUCUCCGCUCCCUAUUUCUCUCGCCGUUUCGUUUCUCACCACCGGACCCCGUCCCCCGCCAAUGCGGGCGAAUCGGAACAGCCCGUCCUGAUCAUCUCACACGUGCGUCAAUUGAUCUCGAGCUUUCUCCCUUUCCCUCACGGGACCGAGUCGAAGUUCUCGGUUCUCGAUUCGGUCAAGGACUUGCUCUUAAUCGGAUUCUGGGGGCCGGAGACGACCGAGCAGGAACUGCGCAGGACGCACCUGAUCUGCAAUCCGUUUACGAAGCAAUGGGUCGCCCUUCCUCUGGCGCCUAAAAUGGCCGCCAGGUUGAGUCGCGAUAGAUGGAUCGUGAAAUUAGUCCUUGAGCCGUUUAAUUCCUCCUCCUCCUCCGCCCCACGUGAAUUCCGGGUGGUGCGAAUGUACAAUCCGAUGCGGGGAGGUCCAGCAAAAGUGGAUGUGUACACGUUCUGUUCGAGAUCCGGACGGUGGACGAAAUCCGUUCUCCGUCUCGAUGCCGAUUUAAGGUGCUGGAUAGCUGAUCAUCGUGUAGUUUCGACCAACGGGAAGUUGUACUGGCUGAACAGCAUGCGAGGAGUUGUAGUAAAGUGGGAUCCUCCUUUCUGCCAGCUGGACUAUGGGAUGGUGGGUACUGCUAGAUUUCCAGUAUUGUUAGAGGGCUGCGAGCUCGAUUCGCAAAUCACUUCUUGCUACGGUCUGUGGGUCUCGGAAGACGACGGUGGUGAUCAUGUGCACAUGGUUUGCAAUGAACGGAUGGGUUCGAUGGGUUCGAUGAUGAGUGUUUGGAGACUGGUGGAGGACGAAAAGGGAGGAGGAGGAUGUUGGAGGAAACAGUAUGAAGUGGCGUGGUCUAACAGCUUGAGUUGUGCUCGCAAGUACAGAGACGGGAACGGCAGCGAGAUGGAGAUCGAGAUCGAGAUGCUGGAUUUGGUGUUCACAACCGUGAGUUAG
Molecule: messenger RNA, 1119 nt
Organism: Linum tenue
Lineage: Eukaryota; Viridiplantae; Streptophyta; Magnoliopsida; Malpighiales; Linaceae
Source: the annotation of a GenBank genome assembly